Molecule: messenger RNA, 1311 nt
Organism: Penicillium soppii
Lineage: Eukaryota; Fungi; Ascomycota; Eurotiomycetes; Eurotiales; Aspergillaceae
Exons: 2
Coding region: 1-1311 (436 amino acids)
Source: RefSeq, a predicted model, not a curated record
AUGAUGCGAACGCGCGACCCCCGCAUCCGACAACGGAUCAAUCAGAUCUCCCAUAAUCUUGAGACCGCCAACGAAACAGCGCAAGAAGGCCUCUACACUUUCUCCCACAAUUACAUAUCUCCAUGCUUUGCAUCAAUCGGAAACUGCGUAAAUGCAUGCACAGCCCCUUGCCUCCCGAGCCGAGAAGACCAUCUCCGACGACGACGCCGCGGCCAAGCCGAAGCGAACUUUGAUUUCUACGAUGACUGGGACAACGAAGAACAAGAUGACAGUCUAUUAGGUUGGGGAACAGGAGAACUUGACCGACUCCUCGCUGGAAGCGGUCUGGCACGCGGACCUGCAGACCAACCGCGCCGCCAGAGGCGGAUGAGCUACGGGACACGCAACACAAGGCGCAGGAGCACCGUGCACAUUCCAGACAACCGCACUGAUCCGACUGUGAUUCCCAGCUCGUCGCUGCUUGGUUUCUUGGAGCGCUUUCCAUGGAGACUGGGUGCACGGGGUGUCAAGUAUCGGCCAUCUGCUGCUGAUCUGCAGGAGCACCCCGGUACCCGGCGGUACGCGCACGAAGAUGAGCCGUUGAUGGAGGUUUUGGAUGACGAUGAAGGCCCGCUAUCGCCUACGCCUAAAGGUCGGAAUCGGAGUGCUACGCAGUCUUCUCGUGGGACUGAGACCUCUCUCAGCUCGCGUGGUGAUCUAUUCCCUAGCGACGAAGAAGAGGAUGCGGUUCCCCUGGACGAUGAAUUCGCGCUUGCUUUUGGGCGCCGUGGGACUGGCUUGGAAUCGGAUGAUCAGUCGGGACCCAGGCCUGAGAUUAAGUCUGGUUCUGCUUCUAGUCUUGGCGGUGCUUCGUCUGAGAAUACGAAGCGCAAGAAGAAACGCUCUUCAAGGCGCUCAACUGGCCACAAUGAUACUUCCGUCCAAGACGUUGAUACCCCAUCAUUGGCAGAUAUGAAGUCAGAAGAACAACGUGCAGCACUAGAAGAAGAAGCGGCAAUUGCGAGAAGACGACUCGCUGCGCAUGAACUGGCUCUAAGUCGAGGCCUUGAUGCGCGAGGUGGUGAUAAGCUCACCGCAACAUCUAAGAAUCCAAGUCUCCUGUCACAAGAUGAGGAUAAACAACCUAUUACUCCGAAAAGGACUUUCAGCGAAUCAUCAAGUCGUCGAUUGUCUGGUUAUCAAACCGAGCCUUUCCCAGCCCUUUCUAUGUCACCUUCGUCAUUGGCUAUAGACUCUCCAGGCCUGUCAAAAGCUUCACCGAGAGCUAUCUCACCCCAUGAACUCGGUGAUACUUCCACUUCUCUUGAUUGA